Molecule: messenger RNA, 1899 nt
Organism: Penicillium subrubescens
Lineage: Eukaryota; Fungi; Ascomycota; Eurotiomycetes; Eurotiales; Aspergillaceae
Exons: 6
Coding region: 1-1899 (632 amino acids)
Biological process (GO): regulation of DNA-templated transcription; DNA-templated transcription
Molecular function (GO): DNA binding; carboxy-lyase activity; DNA-binding transcription factor activity, RNA polymerase II-specific
Source: RefSeq, a predicted model, not a curated record
AUGAGCGGCCCCAGUCAAGACGAAGUAGACAGAGUACUACGGCUGAAAAGCCGCGAGCGCGAAUCCCACGCCUGCUACCCCUGCAAGAAACGCAAAGUCAAAUGCGACGGAACCCAGCCCUGCAAAACCUGUCAAAGGCGCAAACAUCCGCAGAUUUGCACGUACAAGCUGUCGCAUUCCCGGCGCAGAUCGGCUUCGCAUCCAGAAAUUACCCGCUCUGCAUCCCCUGCUUCACCGGCUGCCGUGGUGAAUGCUAGUUCUGAUACGCCUUCUCGGUCGGAGGAUAGAUCCAAGGAUUAUGUUUAUUCUGGGGAUAACUCGGUUGUGUCGAUUUUGCGGUUGCGGGCUUCGGAUGCUAAUGAGUCGGUGGCAAGGGAGGUUGGGUCUGUUUUGGGACUGCAGAAUACGUUUAACAGCUAUCCGUUCAUGGAUUCGAAGACGCCGCGGGAUCGAUGGAAGGCGUUGCUGAGUGUGUUGCCGCAGAGGAAUGAGGUCUUGAAGUUCUUCCAUUACUAUCAGGUUACUGCCUACCCGUUCAAUCCAAUAUUGGCAGACAUGGGCAGGUUUGAAUCUGAUCUGUGCACUUAUUUGAAUGCCCAUUCUGAGGGUGAAUUCAAAUCUUCCGACAAGGUCGCCGAGCGCUGGGCGACGGACAGAUCUAUUGGUCAUAUUAGUCUUCUGCUUGCCACUUUGGCUGCAGGAGCGCAUUACUCUGACAUUGAAUAUCCUCAACGACUAGAGCUUGCGACUGACUUUGCUCGUCGGUCCUUCCACGCCCUCCGCUUAGCCAAUUUCCUCUUUCGACCAUCCCUGGACAUCAUCCAGGCACUGCUAAUUCUAGGUAAUACCCUGCAAAACAUGGGUCAAUCAGAUGCGGCGUGGGCACUGCUCGGCACAACAGUUCGCCUCGCUCAGACGAUGGGACUGCACACGCAACGAGGCACAGCACAUUUACCCGAGCAGGUGAAAACCAAGGCGCGGGCGCUCUGGUCGACCAUCGUUUGGCAAGACAGUCUUCUCUGCCUCUGUUAUGACCGCCCACCCAUUGUCACAGUAACAGGAUGGCCCCUCGAGAACCCCGUCUUUGAACUGCAGGAUUUAUCCUACGAGGCUGUUAUGCAUUCGAUAUGUCGACUUGGCCUAGACAUCAUGCGAGCAGAGACCAUCGGAUUGGACGAGGUUGAGCAGGCAAUUGGCUAUCUCCAAAGAUUGGACAGCGUUUCCCAACGGCGUCAACCUUACCUCCAAUCCAGGGAGAACUGCAUCUCCCUCCAACAAAACCUACAGCAUCUAGCACUCAGGAUGCACACAUCGUUUUGUGUAUCGGUCAUCUGUCGCCCAGCCAUGAAGAAAUCUCCUCCCCAAUUAGUUCACCCUCAAUCUGAACUACUUCGGUCCCGCGCAAAAGGAAGUCUGAUCGAUGCAUCAAAAGCAUUCCUCGAAUUCCAAGCCCUUAGUGUGGUACCGCUGCGAAGUUGGUCGAUGGUACAUACCGUGCUCAGCUCGACAUUACUUCUCUGCAUUUGGGAAGAGACGCGUAAUGACCCCGAAUGCCGAAGUUUGCAACAGCGUGUGAUUGAUGUAUUUUCAUCGUCUGAUUCGAAAGUCAGUGAAGAUGGCACCUCAUCGUCUGAUAGUGACAGCCAAUGGCUAUCGGCUCGCCAUAUUCGUGCUUUGGUCAUGCUACGGGGUGCUCUGGAUCGCGAGGGAGAGAUUGGAAACGCCGAAAAUGAGAACUUGGCGGCAAUGGGCGCGAAUGCUGCGCCGCUGUUUAGCGUUGGGCCGGAGGGAUAUAUGGAUAUGGUGAAUCCCAUGGAUUUCUCGCCUGUCUCAUAUAUUGACUCGAUUAUGAACGUUCCGUUAUUUGACUUCACGCAAGAAUCUGGCUUCAUGGAAUAG